Molecule: messenger RNA, 5130 nt
Organism: Guyanagaster necrorhizus
Lineage: Eukaryota; Fungi; Basidiomycota; Agaricomycetes; Agaricales; Physalacriaceae
Product: FH2-domain-containing protein
Exons: 19
Coding region: 1-5130 (1709 amino acids)
Biological process (GO): actin cytoskeleton organization
Molecular function (GO): actin binding; small GTPase binding
Source: RefSeq, a predicted model, not a curated record
AUGCCGACCAGCUCCUUUGCCGUACCUACGAUCCUUACCACAGCAACCCUUCAUUUUGCUGAAGUUGCUGAAGAUGCCACCAUACAGGAUGUCAUUGAUGCCUUAGUGGAAACGGCUCGGUCAGAGGUUCUUGGAGACCUGGACGAUCAAGGAUGGGCUCUACAGAAGAUUAGAGUGGAACGGAACGGCCGGCCCUGGGAAGAAGACGAGCUGGAAGCCCUUGGCGAUGGCACCCUGGAUCCAUCUACUUUGGUCGCACCUUUGGUUAACGGCCCGCCGGUGAAGACUACAACUCAACGACAUUUCUCUUCGUUUCCCAUGACUGCCCAUCUUCACACUCCUGUCCUUCGUUUGGUUUCUCUCCAUUCGCAUCUAUCCAUAUAUCUAUCCUUUCUUCGAGUCCCCGAAAUUCACGACGAUUUUCGAUACAAGGUCUUCAUUUCCAAGACUACGACUAUUCAUGACGUCGUAAACUCAGUAAUAGAUGAACUAGGAUUGACCAAGUUCUUUCCAGUUCCAGGGGGCGGCAGCUUGGAAUAUAUUCUCGAAGAGGUGUGGAAGGAUGCUGAAUCUGAAAAAUCUUCUCGACUGCCCGGUUCCUCCUUGAUCUUCAGUAUCGUUGAGACUUCCUUCUGUCAAAACCCAUACACAUCUGCGGCUACUCGCAGCUUUCGUUUCUGUGUCCCCGAUGAGUGGUACCGUCGCUCCAAAUCAAGGAGUGUAUCCACAGCAUCUACAGAACCAGCACAAUCUACCAUAAGACGUCUCGCAGUCCUACAAGAGUUUGACGAAGAUGAAGAUGAUGAAGGAACGGCAAGGAUGUCCAGUCCGGAGGCGUCUGCGACUACAGGAGGCGGGACGAUUUCCCAAAGCCGCUUGUCGACUCUGUUCGAUGGAUGGUUCCAAGCUUCACCUCCUUCCCGAUCCACUGUUGUAGCCACCUCGGAGAAACGCAAAAGCAUAGUCAGCGAGCCAAUACUAGUUGAAAACCAAACCAGCAAUGGCUCAAUAACGGGAUCAAGUUCUGGCCAGGAGUCUGAUUUCGACGAAGCAGAAUUCGAGGCUCUAGUGAACAAUUUCGGACUAAAGAAUGACAAGCGCACUGAGAUGCUUAAUAUGUCACCAGAGAGGAAACGAACGAUCUUAUCGCAACAUAAAUUGAUGAAGGCGGGAACAACUGGAUCUGUGCGAGGUCCAGCUCUCGCUGAGUCCUAUGGGCCUAGCAGUGCCGCUGGUAUAAUUCCGAGAAUCGUUCCACAGCUGACUGGGGAUGGUCUCAUGAAGCGAUUCUCUAUGUGGGGGGUAGCACCUGCAGCUCCCCCUGUAGUUUCCGAAGGAGCACAUAUUAGUGGUGAGUUUGACAAGGGUAGGGAAGGAUUAACCGAUAGGAUCGCCGAGGAACCGAAGCCUGUCUUGCCUCAGAGUACGGGAGGGCGAUGGAGUAACUGGUGGUCAUUGUCCAGCGGCGACAAAGUUGGCUUUGGUGAUAGCAGGGUAUUUGAGAAUUCACCAAAGUGGUAUGUCGAUGGAUUGAAAAGGUGGAAGACAACGGAUAUCAGGAUGCUCAAGCACAUCAUAUCGCUGCGAGUGCACCUUCGCAACGCUAGUAUGGUAUGGGUGGAAGAGUUCCUUAGUGCUGAAAAGGGACUGGACGCUCUGACGGCCAUACUUGCAGGACUAGUUGGCAAAGGCGGAAAAAGGAGAGAUUUGACGGAGAUUGAAACCAACUGCCUGCUGGAAAUCGUCAAAUGCUUCAAAGUCUUUCUGAAUGCCGGGAACGACCAAAGUAAUGAACUCUUCGACCGAAUCAUUGAUGCUCCGAUGAUCGUGACUUACAUCACAUAUUCUCUCCACGUCCCUUCGCCGGAACUGAGGACCAUGUCGUCGGAAAUUCUAGCCGCUCUUUCUUUUCUAUCACCUGAUGGUCACAAGGCGGCACUAUCUGCGCUGUCGGAUUAUCGCGUCGCUUAUGACGAAGCCUUCCGUUUUGAAGGUCUGGUCAAUUCCUUACAGCUGCCCUCCGGUGAAGGAGAAUUUACCGAUGAUAUUGCAACUUAUUUGAUGGAUAUGGACGAUGAAGAGGUCAAGCGGAUUUGGAAUCCCAGAGCCGCGGUCAUGUCCCUCGUGAAUGCUCUGACAAAUUGCCCAAAUACUUUAGAAGACAGGAUUGUACUUCGAGAGGAAUUUAGUAGAAGGGGUUUGAAUGAGAUUAUUGUGGCCCUGCGUUAUGUUAAGCCGCCGGAAUAUGUGAUGAAUCAGCUCAACGUCUAUACAGAGGAGAAAUUGGACGAUGAUGCGGAAAUGCGAGAACGGACUAGAGGGAUGAUGAGGCGGACUGCUACCGACGAUGUCCUGUCUGACGCUGAAGACGUCCUGCAGGACAUAGCCCAACUUGCUCAAGAGCACGGUGAGCUGUAUCCUGUGAUGGUUGAUAUUCUUCGCAAUUACAACGACAUCCUCGGCAAGAAUGUCGAACUGCAACUAAAGGCCGACCUUCUUACUGUUCUGGAUAAGUUUGUUGGACAGGCGGCAAUGCUCGACAAGUUUGACGAUAGUUGGCACAUCUUCAUGAAGAGGUUCGCAUCUUCUGUUUCGCAUAUCACGGGUCAAGAACUCGAGGUCAAGGCCGCAUCUGAGAGUGACCACAUCAUUGAGGAAGAACUGGAGUCUCUGCGAACAAAGGUCGAAGAGCUUAGCGAUGAGCGCACAAAGUUGAAGAACGAACUCAACCAGCAGAUCGCUGAGAUGAACGCUCUGAAGUCUUUGCCUCUUAGCGGCUCUCAGGGGAAGCCGUCUGGAAAGGGUGGUCCCGAGAGUUUCCAUGGCGUUGUUCAGCGUCUUGUGCAGAAGGAAAAGCAAGUUCUCCAGCUCCAGUCAGAACUAGAACGAAUCAAAAGCCAACAACAUCCUAUCGAAGCACGCGAUGCGGACGAGCGUGCUAAACAGGCCCGUGAUCGAACAAAAUGGAAUACUCUGAUGGACGAGAUUGCCAAGCUGAAAGCAAAGAACAGCGAGGCAGAGACAUCACUGGGAAUCAAGGAUAAGGAAAUUGUCUACUUGAAGCGCGCGCUUGAGUCCGUGUACUCCCGGUUUUCGGCCAGGAAAGAACAUCGCGAAGAAGCUCGAGAGGCUGAAAUGGAUGCUGAGCUCAUGGUAGCUCGCACCAUUGAAAGUCUAUCACAGAAGGACGAUCAGAUCGCUUCACUAUGCAUCGAAGUAGCUGAUCUCAAAGCUCAGGUAGCUGACGUAAAAGCUAAACUGGCAUCGAAACCCAAGACCGAGAAGGAAUUCAAAGCGCUUUCUCCCCCUCCCCCUCCCCCUUCCAAACCUAAGUGUACUUCGACAGCGCCAACGCAUGCAUCACUUGCAGACUUAUCAAGGACAGAUACCAAAUCUCCACCACCUCCUCCGCCUCCGCCGCCGCCUCCUGCACGAUUACCGUCGAUAGCCAUUGUCGCAGCUGCCGUUCCAACUUCCUCCACGCCAUUGACGAUAUCUGGACUGCCACCGCCCCCACCCCCGCCGCCUCCGCCUCUCCUUUCUGAUGUUUCCACUGGGCCUCCACCUCCACCCCCGCCCCCCCCACCUGUUCCAGCAUUUUCGUCAGGGUCCCCUCCACUCCCUCCACCACCGUCUCUGGGUACGGGGCCACCCCUUCCCCCGCUUCCGCCUCCUGCUUUCCGAAUGGGUGGUAUGAGACCCAAAGUCACCCGGCCUGUGAAGCGGCUAAAGCCCUUCUUCUGGAACAAGAUUAACAAUUCAACUGUUUCCAAUACAGUGUGGCGUGAAGUUGCGACUGAUAUUCAGUUUGACUUGAAUGAUCUAGAAACGACAUUCACGAUUGAUAACUCCACCUCGACAUCAUCACGACUCCAAGCCAGUCCGAUUAAGAAAUCUACUGUAACAACGCUGUUAGAUAUUACGCGCGCUAAUCAUAUUGCUAUAAUGUUGAAACGGAUUAAACUGGAUUUCCCGGGAAUACGCAGGGCACUACUUGAGUUGAGCGAUGACCUUUCCAUUGAUGAUCUGAGGGCAAUUGGGAAGCAUCUACCAACGCCUGACGAAGUCAACCGGAUGAAAGAUUUCGAAGAUGUUGGGAAGCUUGCCAUGGCUGACCAGUAUUUCGGCCAGAUAAUAUCAAUUCCGAGGCUGUCGCAAAGACUGGAUUGCAUGCUCUACCGUCGUAGAUUAGAUCUUGAUAUUGCGGAGAUACGGCCGGAUUUGAAUACUCUACGUAACGCUGCUCUGGAGCUCCGUGGGUCGACGAAGUUCAAGCAGAUCUUGCAGGCCAUACUUGCCGUAGGAAACGCGUUGAAUGGUUCCAGCUUCCGGGGUGGUGCCCAAGGUUUUCAGCUUGAGGCUCUUCUAAAGAUGAAGGAGACAAAAACAGCCAAGGCUGGUACUGACUGCCCUACAUUGCUGCAUUAUUUGGCUCGAGUACUCCUUCGAUCUCAUCCUAAUCUGGUCAAUUUUAUUGAGGACCUGCCUAAUGUUGAAGCUGCUGCCCGUCUUUCUGUACAAACUAUUAUGCAGUCGGUCAAUAGCAUGGCUUCAGGCCUGGCUCAAAUCAAGACCGAAAUAACGCAACUCAAGCCGCUGCCUGCCCUACCCGACGAUCGAUUCAUUCUAGUGAUGCAACCGUUUGUGGUUGAAGUUGGCGAAAGUAUCAUCGCACUUAAGAAUAUGGGUCUAUCUCUAGAAGGAGACUUGCACUCUCUUCUUGUAUACUAUGGCGAAAAUCCCGACGCACCGGACGCACCCAAGCCUGAAGAUUUCUUUGGUUUGAUUGUAUCAUUUUCGUCCUCUCUUCAGAAAUGUGCUUUAGAAGUUCACGACUCCCAGCAGAAGUCGGGAGUCCAGGCAACGCCGUCUAGCAUUCAGAUCACAGUGGAAGUGGACCGACCUGCGGAACCUCCACAGACCAUUAAGGCUAACCCUGAUACUCAGGGCUCUCAUGGCCGAACUACUGGCGGUAAAUCAGUGGGUCGAGGUGAUCUCGACCAGGCCAUUCGCAGCAUGCGAGACGGGAAACGAAGAGCAAGACCUGCGCGACCACUCAGUAAAAUAUUCCUAGAUGGCGCACCUGGUAGCGGACGACCUCAGAGUCGCUUUUUGAAUCAUGAAGCAUAA